GUGCAAAAGUUGGAGGCUACUUUGGCUUCUGAGCGAAAGCCCACCAUGAAGCUCCAGUCUUCACUGAAAAUCCAUAGGGAACCAGACAAAACUGUAGAAUGUGAGAGAGAGAACAAAAACGAGACUAGAGAACAAAAACAACUGAAGGAACAUGUUGCUCAGCUUGAGGUCACUUUGGAACAGACGACCAAGGAGCUCCAGCCGUCCCUGAAAAUACAUGAAGCACUGGAGAAAGCUGUAGAACGUGAGAGAGAGAGCUGGGUGAGAGAACAAAAGCAACUGCUGGAACGUGUUGCUCAGCUCGAGGCCAAUUUGGAAUUUAAGAGAAAUAAAUGGGAGGAGAAAAGCAAGAAGGAUCAACUAGACAUGAGGGAGAGAACCAACUUACACCUCAUCAGAGAGGUCCAGGAUACACUGAAUCUCUGUAAAGAAGAGAGGAAGACGGCAAAGCAUGAGAAAGAUACUUUUAUGAGACACCAAGAGCGACUGGAGGAACGUGUUGCUCAGCUGCAGGCAACUUUGGAUUUUGAAAAAAAUAAAUGGCAAUUAAAAAUAAAGAUGGCCAAACAAGACAUGCAGGAGAGGACCAUCCUACAUCUUCAAACCGUCAGAGACCUUCAAGAUUCCCUGAAUCAGUGUGAGGAAGAGAAGAAUUGUGCAGAGCAUGAGCGAGAUAAUUUGAUUAGAGAACGAGAACAACAGGAGAAACAUGUUGCUCAGCUGAAGGCCACUUUGGAAUUUGAGAGAAAUAAGUGGAAGGAGAAAAGUAAGAAGUCCAAACUGGACAUGGAGAAGAAAACCAAUUUACAGCUCCAGACCAUUAGAGAGCUCCAGGGUUCUCUAAAUCACUGUGAGGAGGAGAAGAAUUGUGCAGAGCAUGAACGAGAUAAUUUGAUUAGAAACCGAGAACAUCUGGAGGACCAUGUUGCUCAGCUGAAGGCAACUUUGAAUUUUGAGAGAAAUAAAUGGGAUGAGGAAAAAAAGAGGGUUGAACUAGAUAUGGUUUGGAGUUCUAAUAUGUUCCUCUCCUACAUUCGAGAGCUCCAGGAUACAGUGAAUCACUGUAAGAUACAGAAGAAAAGCAAUUAGAGAAACAUGUAGCUCAGCUGAGGGCACUUUGGGAUCUGAUUAUAAGAAACAGCAGCAAGAUGAGACGAAUCUGGACAUCAAAGACAGGAACAGAAAGCUGAACCUCUACAAGCCCAAAGAGUCGCAGGAAAUUGCUGAGGAAUUAAAGAUUCUUAGGUGAGUGAAGAGAAAUGCGGAUGGAAACCUGAGAGUGACUGCAUGCUGUGCUGUUAACUGAGCUGCAGCUUUCCAGUGUCCCAGGUGAGAUACUUCUUCACCUUGGCUGCUAUUUCAGGUCAAUUAGGAAUCCACCUAUCUUGGUUCAGGCCUGUGUUUUUCUCCUGGGUGAGUCUCCUAUUUACAUGAUGGAUGAUGAGAGCAGGUGUGAACUGCUACUGAAGACGAGGCAGCGCUUUCUACUGUUAGAUCUGGAUACCAAAAUGGUGCAUCAGCGUACAGCGGCGGUGACGUCUGCGGUGAGUCUCCGAGGGCCGGAGCUGUUGCUUGGGCUGUCUGUUGACCUCGCUGUGCCUGCUGUGCUGGGGGUCUCGACCUCUCUUCGGUGGGCAACCAUCCAGUAUUUCUAUUGUCUCCGACUGACAGUUCCUCCCUCUGAGAAACCACACACAGUGAAAAAGUGAUUAAAUGGAAAAAUGCAAUGAAUCUUUUGUCCUUUUUAGAAAAACGAUUUAAAGAAUAAACCA
Silurus meridionalis is the source of this 1772-nucleotide messenger RNA. RefSeq names its product golgin subfamily A member 6-like protein 22. The record is from RefSeq and is a predicted model, not a curated record. Bases 46 to 1089 code for a protein of 347 amino acids. The transcript has 2 exons. NCBI's taxonomy places the organism in Eukaryota, Metazoa, Chordata, Actinopteri, Siluriformes, Siluridae.